This is a messenger RNA of Sinocyclocheilus grahami, 1017 nucleotides long. RefSeq lists its product as uncharacterized. The transcript is spliced from 2 exons. Lineage: Eukaryota; Metazoa; Chordata; Actinopteri; Cypriniformes; Cyprinidae. The record is from RefSeq and is a predicted model, not a curated record. The coding region runs from base 165 to 806 and encodes 213 amino acids. Gene Ontology annotation, cellular component: cytoplasm. Gene Ontology annotation, molecular function: NAD+ poly-ADP-ribosyltransferase activity.
AGUGAAAAGUGAAAGUGAAAGUAUGUGUUUGCGCGUCAGAUUACAGUAACACACUUGGAAAAGACAAAAGUAAGGAAGUGGAAUUUUCUUUCUCAAGGAACUGCAGUCUUAUAAAGGAGCAUCCAAAGAUCAUUGCAAUCUCAAAUAGUUGUGUAAGUGCCAAAAUGCCAGUGGAAUUCAGUGGAUGGGAGGCAUACUGUGAUAAAUCAAAGCACCUUAAACCAGGUCAAGAGCCCAAGAAGAGCCAUGGCUAUAUUAUGUACCAUGGGACACACAAAAGCAAUGCCCCAGUGAUCAUGUCAUCAGGGUUUCGGCCCUCUGCUGGGGGAACUCUGGGCCCUGGUGUCUACUGUAGUAGGAAUAUUAACAAAGCAAUGGGUUACCCAUUAUGUGCUCCUAAUGAUAGAGUCGUGUUAAAGCUGCGAGUGAGAGUGGGUAAAGUGAAGAAGAUUGAUGGGCAGAGCCUGAACCUGAAGACCACGUGGCAUCAGCAGGGAUAUGAUACAGCCUGGUUGCCUGCCUCUGCCUCUGGUGGUGUGGGACUUGAGGAGGAUUGUGUUUGGGACCCAAAGAGAAUUACUGUGAUUGGAAUAGCCCAUUGCACAGACUCCAGUACUAAGAGUUCUCUGGAGAGUCUCAUAAAGCAGGAAAGCCAAUCGCAGGACCCGAAUGUUAAAGAUCUGAAGCCAUGUAAAGGGUGUGGAAUGCAAACCGAGGAUAAACACACAAUGGAGAAAUGCUGGUCCUGUAAGGUAUCCAUAUGUCCCUUCAUGAAAAAUCAUGUUUGCCAAAAGAAAGGGAAGUAAUUAUUCCUGAGUACUUGAGAACUAGUUAAUUGAUAUUUAUACUUUAAUUGAAUAUAAUCUGUGACGUGAUGUUGAGAUGUGGUAAAGGCACUGUAAUUAACAAAUUUAAUGAAAUUCUGCUAAUCAUAUUACUAAAAGUAAAGACAUUGCAGUGCAUGUAAACCUUUGUUUUAAUUGGUCCAGAUUAAUAUGGUUAAAUUCAUUUUUACUC